AUGGAGAAUUGGAGGCGCAAAGUUGGAAUGGGAAACUUGGCAAUGCUGGAGACAGUGUCAGAAAUUGUAGAGAAGUGUGAUGCUGCUACGCAGAACUUGAUUACCCAACAUCUUGAGGCCUUGGAAGGGGAGUUUAAAAGAUACUUCCCAGAUAUCCAAAGCCUAACUUCUCGGCUAGUAAGGGCCCCCUUCACUGCUGCAGUGACAUGCAUUCCUGAUGACAAUGAUGAUGGCCAAACUGAGCUGUUGACACUUCAGGAGGAUUCAGGAGCUAAGAUGAAGUUUGAAACUGAAUCUCUCACAGUAUUUUGGUCAUCAAUGGCAGCUUCAUACCCAAACUUAUGUGACUUAGCUUUUCGCCACCUCCUACCAUUUUCAUCAACUUAUUCCUGCGAGGCUGCAUUCUCUCAACUACUCCACAUUAAAACGAAAUAUCGCAACAGACUUGAAGUGAAGCAUGACCUACGGUGUGCUUUAAGUGAAACAAAACCAAGAAUCAAGAAGCUUGUUGAUAAUCUGCAACAUCACCCUUCACACUGA
Molecule: messenger RNA, 540 nt
Organism: Portunus trituberculatus (swimming crab)
Lineage: Eukaryota; Metazoa; Arthropoda; Malacostraca; Decapoda; Portunidae
Product: zinc finger BED domain-containing protein 5-like
Exons: 1
Coding region: 1-540 (179 amino acids)
Molecular function (GO): protein dimerization activity
Source: RefSeq, a predicted model, not a curated record